Messenger RNA from Schizosaccharomyces cryophilus OY26, 1222 nucleotides. RefSeq lists its product as uncharacterized. Lineage: Eukaryota; Fungi; Ascomycota; Schizosaccharomycetes; Schizosaccharomycetales; Schizosaccharomycetaceae. The record is from RefSeq and is a predicted model, not a curated record. Bases 254 to 1075 code for a protein of 273 amino acids. The transcript has 2 exons.
CGUUGGUCAAGAUCUAAGUAAAUCAACUUUCCUAUUUACAGUUUUAAAGGGCAGGAAUUCUGACAUUCCUAACAUUGGAGCACAGUCUAGCAUACUAAAAAUACCUAGUAAAUCCUACUGAAAGACAUGAACGUAAAACGAAGAAUCCUUUCGAUGUUAGUAUAGUUAAUUAAAGGGAAAUAAGUUAAGAUUGAUAAAAAGUGAAGGAACUAAAACAAUCAUUCUCGUGUGCAAUAUUUUGACCCUUUUCAUUAUGAGUGCGGCAUGGAGGAAAAAACUACCAAUUACUUAUAAAUCGGAAUGCUUGGAUGUUUACAGAGGAUUGUUAAAAUGCUGUAACCAAUUCGUAGAGCCCGAAUACCGGUCUGUUCUAUUAGAAAUAGUGCGAACAAGGACCCGCCAUUAUCAGAAAAUAACAAAUGCAUAUAAAGCCGAAUCACUUUUACAAAAUGCUAAAAAGUAUCGUGAACGACUUGAACAGGCCAAUCGAGGUCAAAUGCCUGCGAAACAAAUAAGACAGGAAAUAAUGAAAAAAUAUAAAUCCUACUUAUAUCAAAAAAGACAAGAAGUUCCCAUGAAACGAGAACAGCGUUUAGCUUCAAAUUUACCAAAACCAAAAAAGCCAGUUUCUAUCCAAGAUUAUAUCCGUGAUGGGAACAUUCUUUACCAUUUUGUAAUGACUACCGGAGGAGAUACUUUUUUGCGGCCAAAAUAUUGGAAGCAAAGUGAGCGCAUAAGUAUGAUGUUGAAAAAACGAAUCGAAACCAAAGAGCAUAGACACCGACUUAUCCAAGCAAUGAAUCAUAUGGUCUAUCAUGCAUCCUUAGAGGAUGAGUUUUUAAAACCAUAUACGAAUGAAGACAUAGGAUUUGCAGAAUCACUCAUAGAGAAUGUCCGGGAGAUUGGAAAAAAGCUUGAAAAAUCUUACCAACAGGCGUCUAAAUCCUGGCAUAUUACAAGUCACUUAUAUAGAAUGAUUGUUAUGGAGGCAGAACGACAACGGCUAGAAAAGCGAUAUUUUAAAACCUGGAAAAACUUAGGAAGGAUAAGGUCUAGGCAUAUAGAUGAUAACUAGCAUUGUUGGCGAUAUUCAACAUAACAAAAAAUCACCAACAUAAUUCAACAUCCACAUAGGAAUGCAUAGUAGAGAAGUCCAUCACAGUAUUUUAGAUUAGUUAUUCUAAACAAAUUAUAAAAUUCCCAUUUAAUAACAAUUUUGUCU